Molecule: messenger RNA, 1148 nt
Organism: Cucurbita moschata (crookneck pumpkin)
Lineage: Eukaryota; Viridiplantae; Streptophyta; Magnoliopsida; Cucurbitales; Cucurbitaceae
Exons: 2
Coding region: 744-1067 (107 amino acids)
Source: RefSeq, a predicted model, not a curated record
AACCUCUUUCUAGCAGACGCGUUUUAAAAACUUUGAGGGGAAGUCUAAAAGGGAAAGCCCAAAGAAGACAAUAUAUGCUUGCGGUAGCUUGGACAUGGUUGUUACAGUUAUGCUAACUUAAUAUAUGCGUAAUUGUUCCUAUCUGAGUGUUAUCCUCUGAUACUUUGAUACUUUGUCAUCACGUUUAGCUGUUCCUAUCUGAGUUGUUAUACUUUGUCAUCGCGUAGUUGUUACAAUUAUGCUAACUUAAUAUAUGCUAGCGGUAGCUCGGACAUGAUCUCCUCUAAUACUUUGUCAUCACGUUUAGCUGUUCCUAUCUGAGUGUUCUAAUACUUUCUAAAGCAUUUUCUAUGUUCGUCCAUAUCAAAAACCAUUCUUUAUUGAUAAUACCUCUGAGAUUACACAUCAAAAGCACGUAGAAUCAAGUUCCAAAUAUAUAGUAUCAUGACCAAAAAGGAAGAAAAAGUAGUGCCAGAAUCAUUACAUCAACGUAUACAUACAAACCAUCAAUGAGAAAGCAGGAAAAUCUGACAUCUAAUGGCAAAGAAGCGCAACGAGGCAGACGAAAGUCGAUAGCAGAACUCGACCACUGGAAAAUGUCACCUGAAAUCCAGCCCCAGCAUCCAUAGCAGGCAACGGAGCAAGUCCUCCGCUGUCUUGAGCUCUUGCCACUGCAAACAGAAGCACCACAGCCACCGUGAACCACCUCGUCGUCGCCCUGUGGACACUGAAUCUUGCCAUUAAUGUCUGCACAGAAAGCUCAAAAGGCAAGAAAGGAGAGGAAGGAAGAAUGUUAUGGAGGUGUAAUAUCAAAUUUGGGAGGCAAUAUUUAUAGAGAUGAACUGAAUAUUGAGUUCAGUGAUAGUGAUGUUGCUUCUUUAGAUGGCUUUACAGCUCCUUUUGAGGAUGACAGGCAAGCAUUUUUGUGUUUCUUGCGUCUUGCUUCUCAUUCAAAGCCACUCUACCGUACUACUACUUGCCUUUUAAUACAGCAUUACUGUCGGUCUCAUGUCGGAUUGCUUUGUUCCUCUUCCUUACUUUACAUUCGGAGCAAUUCCAUUGCUUGAACUUGUCGGAGUGGAAUUUAUAUUCGUCGUUUUUAAUGCACUAGUUUGAAACCAUGUGCCUUGUCUUUUGUUGAAUGAAAA